AUGGUCGCCCGAAAACCAUCACCUCGUUUUAUUAAGACCCACUUGCCGAUGUCCCUACUGCCCCCCACAUUGCUAGACUCCACAAAAGUCGUGUACGUGGCACGCGACCCACGCGACGUAGCCGUUUCGUAUUUCCAUCACACGAAGCUGUUUAAGAUGACUCCAUUCAGCGGUGACUUCAAGACCUUCUGGAGUUAUUUCAUGAGAGAUAUGCUACCCUGGUCACCCUUUUUUGAACACGUAAAGGAGGCAUGGCAGAUGCGUAAUCACCCCAACAUGUUAUUUUUAUUCUACGAGGAACUGUCCAAGGAUUUACCUGCUGCCUUGCGAAGAGUUGCAGAUUUUUUUGGAAAGCAAUAUGAUGAUAAACAAAUUGAGGGUCUAUGUACACAUCUGAAAUUCGAUAAUUUCAAGAAAAAUCCCUCGGUGAAUAUGGAUGAGCUAAGGGACGUUGGGAUGAUGGCGAACGACAAUGUAUUCAUUCGGAAAGGAAAAUCAGGAGGCUGGCCGGAAUACUUUGACGAAGAUAUGACUAAGAAGGCCGAGCGCUGGAUUUCCGAGAACUUGCGCGAUACCGACUUACGUUUUCCUUCAAUA
This is a messenger RNA of Iphiclides podalirius (scarce swallowtail), 597 nucleotides long. The record is from the annotation of a GenBank genome assembly. Lineage: Eukaryota; Metazoa; Arthropoda; Insecta; Lepidoptera; Papilionidae.